AUGCUCUUUGAACGAUUACUAUUAUUCCAGACAUUCCGAUUCGUGAUUUGCCGUGAGAAACUGAUACACGUGGCCGACACGCUCGAGGCUCUGUUCCAGGAGACCGCGAUGCAGCAACCCCCCGAUUCGCCCGCUUUCCAGUUCAUGCUGCCCUUUUACCGUCUGGGAUAUUACCACUGCGUGUGCAUAGUCAGCACCGGGAUCCUAUACUCGAUCAAGCCGCUGAUAGGCGUGACGAUACGGAACGCGAAUCGGUCGACGCCGUUCCCCUCGAUUUCCCCGUUGCCGAUCGACACCACCGCGUUUUUCGUUGCCCAUUACAUGCUCGAGGUGGCCGUCUGUUACUCGUUCUGCAUCAUAACGUCCGGGGUAGACGCGUUCUUCACCCUGUGCGCGUUCCGCAUGUGCUCCGUGUUCCGUGCGAUGGCAGUCGAGCUGGAGGAGUUGCCAAAACGGCGGAGCGACGGGAACGCCGAGCAGGUCUUACGGAACUGUAUCGACCGGCAUGUCACAUUGAUCAAGUGCCGAGAAAUCAUGGAGGAGAUUUACGGGCCUAUCAUUUUCUCGGUCAUGAUGACCAAUUGUUUGGGCAUGUGCGCGUUGAUAUUCGAGGUCACCAAGGUCAGUGUAACCGCGACGCGAGUCAUUCCGUUACGAUGGAAGGGCGAACAAAAUUGUCAAAGUUCGGGAUAG
Molecule: messenger RNA, 693 nt
Organism: Megalopta genalis
Lineage: Eukaryota; Metazoa; Arthropoda; Insecta; Hymenoptera; Halictidae
Source: RefSeq, a predicted model, not a curated record